UCUUCCUUGUGAAAAAUUACAGUUGACCUAAACUAAAUACUUUCAAAUCCAUUUUUUUAGAUAAGUUUCAUCAUGGAAAUCUUCAUCAAUUUGAUGGACGGGGAGUCCCAAAUGCUGAUAGUCAACCCCAGUGACACAGUGGGACAUUUGAAAAAGUGCAUCGAAAAGGAGAUGGAGGUCCUCGUUUCGAAGCAAAAGCUGAAAUUCACUAAUGACGAUCUGAACGAUGACUCCAGGACUCUGAGCUCCUACAGCAUGCAGCCGGGCUCCCAGGUGUACCUGUUGAUCACGAAGCCGCCAACCCAGCCCUCUACCUUCCAGGUUCUUCUCCAAAAUCAAAAAGGGAAGAGCAAACCAUAUGAUGUCAAAAGGGACGAGACUGUGGAGAACUUCAAGAGGAGAGUGCAGGAAAGAGAAGGGGUUCCAGUAGACCAACAGAGGCUGAUCCAUGACAAUCGAGAGAUGCUAAGUGGAAAACUAACUGACUACAAUGUGAGCAAGCUGAGCAUCAUCUUACUUCUGCGUCUGAGAGGAGGCUGAGGACACAACAUAAAAAAAGUUCUACUUUUUUUGGUUGUUUUGUAAUUAUUAUUAUCCAAAAUUAUUCCUUAUGUUGUUCCUUUUACAUGUAUUAAUGAAUAACAACACAUGUAGCCUACUUUAAAGAGUGUAAUGUGAUUCAUUAAUUCUAAUAAUAAAAGCGGUCAU
Cyprinodon tularosa is the source of this 708-nucleotide messenger RNA. Its product is annotated as polyubiquitin-like. Lineage: Eukaryota; Metazoa; Chordata; Actinopteri; Cyprinodontiformes; Cyprinodontidae. Gene Ontology annotation, cellular component: cytoplasm; nucleus. The record is from RefSeq and is a predicted model, not a curated record. Gene Ontology annotation, biological process: protein ubiquitination; modification-dependent protein catabolic process. The transcript has a single exon. The coding region runs from base 73 to 540 and encodes 155 amino acids. Gene Ontology annotation, molecular function: ubiquitin protein ligase binding; protein tag activity.